Molecule: messenger RNA, 819 nt
Organism: Geodia barretti
Lineage: Eukaryota; Metazoa; Porifera; Demospongiae; Tetractinellida; Geodiidae
Source: the annotation of a GenBank genome assembly
AUGCAUGUGGAGGAGGUGUUUGGGUUUGACAAAAAGGCGGUAUCUGUGGGGGUGUAUGGAACCGACGACGCGGCCCAUCCGGGAGUCGCCAGGACGGCCGCCAUGAACGAGUCCCUGGUGGGCGGCAGGAUAGAACUCGUCUCGCGACCCCAGGAGACCGGGAUCAGGAGGUACCGCAUGACACCGACCCAGACCAGGCAGGCGUUUGUGGAGGCAGGCUGGAAGACCAUAGUCGCGUUUCAGACAAGGAACCCGCCGCAUGUGGCGCACGAGAUGCUGCAGAAGACGGCCAUCACCACCCGGGACGGCGUGUUUGUAAACCCGCUCAUAGGCAGAAAGAAGUCGGGAGAUUUUGUGGACGACGUGAUCGUCAGGUGUUAUGAGAGCAUGAUACAGAACUACUAUCCGGAGAACAGGUGCCGGCUGGCCACACUCCAUACGGAGAUGAGGUAUGCAGGCCCACGGGAGGCCAUCCACCACGCCAUAAUGAGGCAGAACUACGGGUGCACCCACAUCAUAAUAGGGCGUGACCAUGCAGGGGUGGGCAGCUACUAUGACCCCUUUGCGGCGCACAAGAUCUUUGACGACUAUCCGGAUCUUGAGAUCGCCCCGAUAUUCUUCCCGGCGUUCUUUUACUGCCGCAAGUGCAUCACGUUCACAAACCCAAGGGCAUGCCCGCACGGUGCAGAAGAUCGGGAGCAGAUCAGCGGCACAAAGAUGAGGGCGAUGAUCCAGGAAGGCAAGGCCCCAAGCGAGUUCAUUCUGCGGCCCCAGGUAUCCAAGAUAAUACUGGACCAUCCGGCGCCGUUCGUCGAUUAG